AUGAGAUUAAUAUGGUCUACUCUUGUCCUCCUGCUGAUCGUCCUUGUGAGCGCCGACGAUGAGGCCGCUUUGCUUGCUUUCAAAGCACAGCUCGGCCAUGGCGGCUCACUGGCCUCCUGGAACACCAGCGGUGGCUUCUGCCGCUGGGAAGGUGUGGCGUGCAACCACCGAAGGCCAGCAAGGGUGGUGGCGCUGAUACUGAACAAGAGAGGGCUCACUGGAGCACUCUCCCCGGCCAUCGGGAACCUCACCUUCCUACGAACACUCAAUCUGAGGGACAACUCACUCCACGGGAGGAUCCCAACGAGCCUCGGCCGCCUCCGCCACCUAAAGAGGCUCAUCUUGGAUGAUAACUCCUUCUCCGGCACUUUCCCGCCAAACCUGAGUUCCUGCGCCAGCAUCACCGAAAUGAGACUGAGCAGCAACAAGCUUAGUGGGCUCAUCCCGGCUGAGCUCGGCUAUAAGCUGACUUUCCUGUCUGUGAUGUCACUAAGAAAAAACAAGUUCACAGGGCCCAUCCCGGCGUCCCUGGCCAACCUGUCCUAUCUACAAACCCUUGAUCUCUCCUUUAACCAGCUCACUGGCUCGAUCCCAUCGGGGCUUGGAAGCAUCCAUAGCAUACAACAUUUCGAUUUCCAUGAAAACCUCCUCACCGGUAUGUUUCCACCUUCUCUCUACAACUUAUCAAUGCUAAAAGUAUUUGAUGUCGGGUUUAAUAUGUUGUAUGGAAGCAUUCCAAAUGAUAUCGGAAGCAAGUUCCCCAAGUUGACAGGCCUUCACUUACCUAGUAAUCACUUCACGGGAGCCAUCCCUCCCUCAAUAUCCAACAUAUCUUCCCUCGUCUAUCUUGAUCUCGUGACAAAUAGCUUUUCUCAGUACGUGCCUCCCACAUUGGGGAUGCUGGGAGCUCUCGAGUUUCUGAACUUGGCUGACAAUAGGCUGGAAGCGAAUGACACCAUGGGGUGGGAAUUCAUCACCUCUUUGGCAAACUGUAGCCGACUAGAGAUAUUGGAACUUAGUGUCAAUCCUUUUGGAGGGCAACUACCAGGUUCAAUUGUCAACCUCUCAACAACUCUCCAUGCCUUAGACCUAAUUGAAAAUAUGAUCACUGGGGUUUUUCCUACGGACAUAGGAAAUCUAGUUGGUCUGACAAGGCUUGUGAUAGUAGAUACUUUCAUAUCCGGAGUGAUUCCAGAAAGUAUUGGUAAGCUAGAGAACUUGAUCGAUCUAGGCUUGUACAAUAAUAGAUUGUCUGGCCUCAUACCUUCGUCUAUGGGGAACCUCUCACAGUUGAACAGGCUUCUUGCAGACAAUGGCAACUUGGAGGGGCCAAUUCCGGCAAGCCUGGGGGAGUUGAAAAACCUUUUUGAACUUGACCUAUCAAAGAAUUACCAUCUUAAUGGUUCAAUACCAAGAGAAAUUUUCAAAUUAUCCGCCCUUUCUUCCCUUUUGGAUUUAUCGUACAAUUCCCUUUCCGGACCACUUCCUAAUGAAGUUGGCAGUUUAAAAAAUCUUAACCACCUCAUUCUAUCAGGAAACCAAUUGUCUGGCAAGAUACCCAAUAGUAUUCAAAAUUGCUUAGUGUUGGAAUUGCUAUCAUUAGACAACAAUUUGUUCCAAGGAAGCAUACCUUUGUCACUGAAAAAUAUGAAGGGGCUUAGUGUAUUGAACCUGACCAUGAAUAUCCUCUCGGGUAAUAUUCCUGAUGCCCUUGGAAAUAUUGGAAACCUGCAGGAGUUGUACCUAGCACACAACAACUUCUCCGGGUCAAUCCCAUUGGUUCUAGAGAAUUUGACAUCAUUGUCAAAACUGGAUGUAUCUUUCAAUAAUUUGCAAGGUGAGGUACCAAACGAAGGUGUUUUUAGAAACAUCACUUACUUAGCGGUUGCUGGGAACAUCAAUUUGUGUGGUGGUACACCUCAACUUCACUUGCCUCCAUGCUCAACAAGACCCUCAAGCAUGAAAAAAAGAAAGAUGCGAAAGUCUCUUGUAAUUUCUCUAGCGGCAGCUGGAGCAAUCUUGUUGUCACUUUCAGUUAUUCUCCUUGUUUGGAUACUUUGCAAGAAGCUCAAACAAAGCGAGAAGACAGUAGCACACAAUUCAGUUGUUGAUGACCAUUACAAGAGAAUCCCCUAUCAUGCAUUAUGGAGAGGAACCAAUGAAUUUUCAGAACUCAACCUACUCGGGAGAGGAAGUUAUGGUGUGGUUUAUAAGUGUGUUUUGGACAAUGAACACAGAACAUUGGCUGUCAAGGUGUUUAAUCUUGGUCAAUCCACGUAUUCAAAGAGUUUUGAGGCGGAAUGUGAGGCCAUGAGAAGGAUACGACACCGUUGUCUCAUUAAGGCCAUUACUUCUUGUUCGAGCGUCAACCACCAAGGUCAAGAGUUCAAGGCAUUGGUUUUUGAGUUCAUGCCCAAUGGUAACUUGGAUAUUUGGCUUCAUCCAAGAUGCCAAGAGCCCAUUUUAGACAACACACUCAGCCUUGCCCAGAGGCUUGAUAUUGUUGUUGAUAUUGUGGACGCAGUGGAAUAUCUGCACAACUACUGUCAGCCACCGGUGAUCCACUGCGAUCUUAAGCCAAGCAACAUUCUUCUUGCUGAAGACAUGAGUGCACGAGUUGGAGACUUUGGCAUAUCAAGGAUCCUUCAAGAAAAUACAAGUGCGGAGAUGCAAACUUCAUAUGGGUCAACUGGAAUUAGAGGUUCCAUAGGCUAUGUUGCUCCAGAGUACGGAGAAGGCUAUGCGGUCUCUACAGCUGGUGAUAUUUAUAGCCUUGGCAUAUUGAUGCUUGAGAUGUUUACUGGAAGGAGUCCAACAGAAGACAUAUUCAAAGAUUUAUUGGAUCUGCAUAGGUUUGUCGAGGAUGCUCUUCCAGAUAGAACACCGGAGAUAGCAGACCCAACAAUGUGGCUGCACAAUGGACAACAUGAUAACAAUGCAAGUAUUAGAAUCCAGGAGUUGUUGGUUUCAGUCUUGAGGCUUGGCAUAACCUGCUCAAAGCAGCAUCCUCGAGACCGAGCACUGACAAGAGAUGCAGCAGCAGAGAUGCACACAAUAAGAGAUGUGUACCUCAAGUUCAUAGCGGAGCAUGGAGAAGAACGAGAAUCCUCGACGAGAGAAAUCCAGAACAACUUUGAAUAA
This is a messenger RNA of Triticum aestivum (bread wheat), 3141 nucleotides long. Its product is annotated as receptor kinase-like protein Xa21. Gene Ontology annotation, biological process: protein phosphorylation. The coding region runs from base 1 to 3141 and encodes 1046 amino acids. The transcript is spliced from 2 exons. Gene Ontology annotation, molecular function: ATP binding; protein binding; protein kinase activity. NCBI's taxonomy places the organism in Eukaryota, Viridiplantae, Streptophyta, Magnoliopsida, Poales, Poaceae. The record is from RefSeq and is a predicted model, not a curated record.